GGUUUGUUAUCAUUGAGCGUCUUCAACGCUACUUUUUACCUUACUCAGAGAAAUCGCUGAUGAAUUUUUUAAAUCCACGUCUAGCAUUCAAUGGUUUUCGUUUGCAACGAAUAAAUAUGAGUGGAGUGUCUAAAAUGAAAGGGCCUGUUCAGGAAGCAAUUUAUUGCGUUUUGAAAGAGCGAUUCGAACCUGUCCACCUUGAAGUGGUUAACGAAUCGUAUAUGCAUAAUGUGCCAAAGGGAGCAGAGACACAUUUUAAAGUUUUUGUGGUGUCCAAUAAAUUUGAAGAGCUAUCCUUACUUAAGCGCCAUCGAUUAAUUAACGAAGCAAUUAAAGAAAAGUUAUCGGGAAAUUUUAUUCACGCUCUUUCUAUAGAAGCUAAAGCACCGCAACAAUGGAAUGUCAAUGACGUUUUAGAUCCUAGCCCAACUUGCCUUGGUGGAUUUGGAAAGUAAAUUAAUUUAAUAGUUCUCGCAAUUCCGUUGUGUUUUAUUUCGAAAUGUAUA
Molecule: messenger RNA, 506 nt
Organism: Glossina fuscipes
Lineage: Eukaryota; Metazoa; Arthropoda; Insecta; Diptera; Glossinidae
Product: bolA-like protein DDB_G0274169
Exons: 3
Coding region: 60-455 (131 amino acids)
Cellular component (GO): mitochondrion
Source: RefSeq, a predicted model, not a curated record